This is a messenger RNA of Echinococcus granulosus, 735 nucleotides long. Its product is annotated as Carbonic anhydrase-related protein. The coding region runs from base 1 to 735 and encodes 244 amino acids. Gene Ontology annotation, molecular function: carbonate dehydratase activity; zinc ion binding. Lineage: Eukaryota; Metazoa; Platyhelminthes; Cestoda; Cyclophyllidea; Taeniidae. The record is from RefSeq and is a predicted model, not a curated record. The transcript is spliced from 5 exons.
AUGACACACUGGGAGAGCUACAUAGGCUCUUUCAAUCUCCCCUACUGCUUCACUGACCGAGGUGCAAUGUAUCUUCGUCUCAUUCAAAUGCGAUUGACAGAAAUCUCCUUGUUAAUCUGUUCCACCCUACUGCUUGUGAUCGCAGGAUUCACCGAGGCGACAGACAGGCCAUUGAUGCGAGCCGAGGAUUUAACCACCUGCAAACACGGCAAGCGCCAAUCUCCGAUUGACAUUGUCACCGAUGCCCUCAUCUUUGACCUGUCUCUGCAUCCCGUCAAACUGCACGGUGCGGACCAACAGCUCACGAUUUCAGUAGAAAACGCCGGCCACGACCUACUCUUCGCUGUAAUAUUUGGUGUCAUUACAUUCUCGGGGGGACCGCUGUCGUACACCUAUCGCUUGAGUGAAAUGCGACUUAAAUUUGGCUCCUCGUCUGAUCGUGGGUCAGAGCACCGAGUCAACUCUUUUGCCUACCCAGGCGAGCUACAGCUGUAUGCCUACAACAGCGAUUUGUACCAAAGUUUUGCGGAUGCUGUUGAUAGACCCAAUGGCAUUGCCGCCUUCUCCAGUAUGCUUCAGGAAGUCUUCACCACCUACAAAUUGCAGUACAUAGCACCACCACCACCACCACCACCACCACCACCACCACCACCACCACCACCACCACCACCACCACCACCACCACCACCACCACCACCACCACCACCACAAUUUGUUCCAAAGCCGCAAUUUUAA